Messenger RNA from Sciurus carolinensis (gray squirrel), 863 nucleotides. It is a transcript of the gene Ppp1r27, whose product is annotated as protein phosphatase 1 regulatory subunit 27. The record is from RefSeq and is a predicted model, not a curated record. Gene Ontology annotation, molecular function: phosphatase binding. The coding region runs from base 89 to 553 and encodes 154 amino acids. NCBI's taxonomy places the organism in Eukaryota, Metazoa, Chordata, Mammalia, Rodentia, Sciuridae. The transcript has 3 exons.
UGGGUCUCCAUCAGAAGAACCUGCAGGCUGGCCUGGUCUGGCCGGCACACUCCUCCUCCCAGUGUAGGGACCCACCCCAGCCCCCAGGAUGCCCAGCAGAACAGUACGCUAUACCCGCUAUAGCCCCCGGCAGCGGCGCCGGCGGCUGCUGGCUGACCGCAGUGUGCGCUUCCCUAAUGACGUCCUCUUCUUGGACCACAUCCGCCAGGGUGACCUGGAGCAGGUAGGGCGUUUCAUCCGGGCUCGGAAAGUCUCCCUGGACACAAUCCACCCCUCAGGCCUGGCUGCUCUGCAUGAAGCAGUGCUCUCUGGAAACCUGGAGUGUGUGAAGUUGCUGGUCAAAUACGGGGCUGACAUACACCAGCGCGAUGAGACGGGGUGGACGCCUCUGCACAUCGCCUGCAGCGAUGGGUACCCAGACAUUGCCAGGUACCUCAUCUCCCUGGGGGCAGACAGAGAGGCAGCCAAUGACGACGGUGACCUGCCCUCCGACCUCAUCGACCCAGACUUCAAGGACCUGGUGGAGCUCUUCAAAGGAACCAGGAUGAACUGAGUCAGGCCUGCACUCCCGGGCUCCUGCGCUCGUUCCAGGAACAGGGCAUUCUUCAUUUGUCGGAUCAGGGCUGCCGCUGGGCUGGCCAGGACUGGUCCUGGGGCGCGACCCCUGUCCCCUACAUCCAUGUCUCUGGCUUGGCUUUUUCACCAGGUGAAUUUCUCGUGUGGUGCUGGGGCUCAACCAGGUGCUCACACGUGGUGGGCAAGUGCUCCCAAGUGCUCCACCACUGAGCUACGUCCCCAGCCCGCUAGGUGAUUUUUUAUUGUGACACUUUGUACUUUUUCAAUAAACGUGAUUCCCAAGCCUG